Liolophura sinensis is the source of this 897-nucleotide messenger RNA. RefSeq names its product hepatitis A virus cellular receptor 1-like. The record is from RefSeq and is a predicted model, not a curated record. NCBI's taxonomy places the organism in Eukaryota, Metazoa, Mollusca, Polyplacophora, Chitonida, Chitonidae. The coding region runs from base 1 to 897 and encodes 298 amino acids. The transcript is spliced from 2 exons.
AUGACAGAGCUGGGUUUGUUACGUGUCAUUGGCUAUAAGGGCAAUAAGGAAGUCAGGCGAGUGUGCCUCGGGCUGGCCUUAUUGUGCCUCAUAGUGAUGACAACGCGGGUGGAGGGGAUGUCCGUGACCAGUAGGCUACCCCCAACAACUGUCGCUCCCACCACAUUCGUUGAUGAUCACGGCUUGUUGCAGAUCACCACGACCCCCAGACCAGUGAUCGUUUACGACAGUUUUUGGCACAUUAUGGGUUACAGCUUGACGCCACCAACAACAACAACCACAACGCCUGUUCCAACCACACCACCUGUUCCAACCACAACGCCUGUUCCAACCACAACGCCUGUUCCAACCACAUACAUUUAUGAUGAUCACGGCUUUUCGCAAAUCACCACGCCAGCACCAACAACUACAACGCGUGUUCCAACCACAACGCGUGUUCCAACCACACCGCCUGUUCCAACCACACCACCUGUUCCAACCACACCACCUGUUCCAACCACAACGCCUGUUCCAACCACAUACAUUUAUGAUGAUCACGGCUUUUUGCAAAUCACCACGCCAGCACCAACAACCACAACGUCUGUUCCAACCACAACACCUGUUCCAACCACACCACCUGUUCCAACCACAACGUCUGUUCCAACCACAACGCGUGUUCCAACCACAACACCUGUUCCAACCACAACGCGUGUUCCAACCACACCGCCUGUUCCAAUCACAACACCUGUUCCAACCACAACGCCUGUUCCAACCACAACGCCUGUUCCAACCACUUUCAUUUAUGAUGAUCACGGCUUGUUGCAAUUCAUCACGCCAGCACCAACAACCACAACGCCUAUUCCAACCACACCGCCUAUUCCAACCACACCGCCUGUUCCAACAUCAACGGUUUCUUAA